Messenger RNA from Glycine soja, 2676 nucleotides. Its product is annotated as protein transport protein SEC24-like. Bases 165 to 2408 code for a protein of 747 amino acids. Gene Ontology annotation, cellular component: COPII vesicle coat; endoplasmic reticulum exit site. The transcript has 14 exons. Gene Ontology annotation, molecular function: zinc ion binding; SNARE binding. Gene Ontology annotation, biological process: intracellular protein transport; COPII-coated vesicle cargo loading; endoplasmic reticulum to Golgi vesicle-mediated transport. NCBI's taxonomy places the organism in Eukaryota, Viridiplantae, Streptophyta, Magnoliopsida, Fabales, Fabaceae. The record is from RefSeq and is a predicted model, not a curated record.
ACCAACAAAUUUUCAACCCUAAUCAAUCCAACCCAACCAAAAUUCACCCUCUUGCAAUCGAGUGAGUCAAGUGAGGGAACGAGUCUAACUCAGUCUCCACGCACUGAUCUCACAGCACAGCGAGCGAGCACAACGCUUGGGCUGAGGAAGAAGGAAGAAGAAGCAUGGCGGUGCGGUCCACAGUGUCGCGUUUCCCGAUGGACACGGACGCGCGCGAGGGCUCCGGCCUGCUCUGGGGUGUCACCGUCACGCCGUUCGCCGCCACCGACGAGAACACCCGCGCUCCGUCGUACGGCUCCGGCGGCGACCUCUUGCCCCGGUGCGAGAACUGCUGGGCCUACUUCAACACCUACUGCGAGCUCGAGCAGUGGUCCUGGUCCUGCUCCCUCUGCGGCAACCUCAAUGGACUCUCCUCCGACGCCAUCGACCGCUACUCUCGCCCUCAGUCCUGCGCCGAGAUGAUGUCCUCCUUCGUAGAUCUCGAAUUGCCUUCGCAGGAAUCCGCAGAGGUAGCGGCAAUGCAGGCGUGUCCGGUUUAUGUUGCUGCUGUUGACUUGUCCUCUUCAGAGGAGUUUCUAGAACUUAUUAAAAGUGCAUUGCUGGCAGCUCUGGAAGCUCUUGCUCCUGGUUCACUUUUUGGGCUUGCUACAUUCAGCCACAAACUAGGAUUGUAUGAUGUUCAAGGUCCAAUACCUGUUGUGAAAAAUGUUUUUAUCCCUCCUGAUGCAGAGGGAACCUUGCCCAUUGAGCUUGAAGAUGUCAUGCCUUUGUUACAGUUUCUGGCUCCUGUGGAAACUUGUAAGGACCGUAUUGCAUCUGCACUUGAAACACUUAGACCAACAACUUCAUGGGAGAGAACCACGGCAGCAGGUCAAGGGCUGGAUGGUGUUCUGAUAGGUGGGCGUGGUUUUGGGAUGGCAAUGGAAGCUCUCUGCAAUUACCUUGGAUCUGAAUAUGGGAACACUUUUGCUUUAGCUAGAGUCUUUGCCUUCUUGUCUGGUCCCCCUGAUUAUGGAGCUGGACAAUUGGACACAAGACGAUAUGGUGAACAAUAUGCAAGCAAAGGAGAGGAUGCUGAUCGUGCUUUACUCCCGGAGCAGACACCCUUUUAUAAAGAUCUGGCUGCUGUUGCUGUUCAAGCAGGUGUAUGUGUUGACAUAUUCGCCGUAACAAAUGAGUACACUGAUUUGGCAUCCCUAAAAUUUCUGAGUAUUGAAAGUGGGGGUUCCUUAUUUUUAUACACAAGUACCGAGGAUUCAACAUUGCCUCAGGACAUGUAUCGGAUGCUGAGUCGACCGUAUGCUUUUGGUUGUGUCCUGCGGUUAAGAACCUCGACUGAAUUUAAACCUGGCAAUUCUUAUGGUCACUUCUUUCCAGAUCCACAGUAUGAAAAUGUUCAACACAUCAUAUGUUGUGAUUCUUAUGCUACAUAUGCUUACGACUUUGUGUUUGAGAACAACGUUGGAUUUUCAAGAACUAAAUCAGAUGUUCCUACAAUUCAGAUUGCAUUUCAGUACUCAGUUGUAGUUCCUCCUCAGGAACUUUCUAUUUCUAAUUCAGGAGGGGUUUCUACAAAUAGAACCAAGCAUUCCCUUCAGCGCCGGCUAAGGAUCCGAACAUUGCAAUUUGGUGUUGCUCAGAACAUUCAUGAACUUUAUGAUAGCUGUGAUCCCGAAGUUGUUCUAUCUUUGCUUGUUCACAAGGUUAUAUUAGCCUCUUUGGAGGAAGGAGUUAGGGAGGGUAGAAUUUUGCUUCAAGAAUGGCUAGUGAUCCUCACAGCUCAGUACAACGAUGCAUAUAAGCUUAUUCAGUAUAAUAAUGGAAGUUCCGUAAGAUCUCAGAUUGAUGUUGCAUUCUCUCAAUGUCCUCAAUUGCAGCCCCUACCACGCCUAAUUUUUGCUCUACUUCGAAAUCCUCUUCUCCGCUUUCAUGAAGAGGGUGUUCAUCCGGACUAUCGCAUCUAUCUUCAAUGCCUUUUCAGCAUGUUGGAACCCAGUUCCCUUCAUCGUGCUGUGUAUCCCGUGUUGACAUCAUAUGCUACUCCAGAUAAACAAGCAUAUCCUCGUCAUUCAUUGAGUCGUGCAGCACUGAUUACCAGUGGCAGUCCGAUAUUUUUCCUUGAUGCAUUCACAAUUCUGAUUGUGUUUUAUUCUUCGACUGCAGACCCGACACUUCCUUUUCCUCCACCCCAUGAUUGUUUGUUAAGGACUACAAUCAACAAAUUGAAGCAAGAGAGAUGCAUCACUCCCAAGCUCAUUUUUAUUCGAGGAGGGCAUGAUGAUGCCUCAAUUUUUGAGAACUUUCUGAUCGAAGAGCAGGAUGUUGAUGGAAGUGGUCUUACCAGUGUGAUGGGUUUUGUUUCUUUCCUUGAAGACAUUACACAGAAAGUUUUGGAAUUCAUGAAAUAGGGAUCCCUUUUGGGUACAAUUUCUACUUACAGAUACAGGAAUUAUAUACAUUAUAGGUGCUUCCAUUUUGUAAGGAUGGGUUCUAGUUCGUUCAGAACCAACCAUGGAGUCAAGCUUUUGGUUGGUUGCCUUUGUUGUACCUGUUUUAUAUCAUUUAUACCCUUUUUUUUGAAGUGCUAGUUAAUGUACAUUAUAAUACUAUCCUUAUUUACACUGGCUGAUCUUCUAGAUUUACGUUAAUGGAGAAAUGGAUUAUAUUAAUGACCUA